Molecule: messenger RNA, 1291 nt
Organism: Sabethes cyaneus
Lineage: Eukaryota; Metazoa; Arthropoda; Insecta; Diptera; Culicidae
Product: group 3 secretory phospholipase A2
Exons: 6
Coding region: 359-1216 (285 amino acids)
Biological process (GO): phospholipid metabolic process; arachidonate secretion
Source: RefSeq, a predicted model, not a curated record
GAGUUUUCGGAAUUUGAGCUGAUUUUUUUCGCUUGCCUGUUGAACGUGACGUGAUUCGUUGCUCCCAUCAUCGUUUAAGUACUGAGGGUAUGGGUUUUAUUUCACUCGUUGUGGCGCGAAUUAUGAGCUAAUUGAGUGCACUUUAAGGCAAUAGUAAAUCACUGCAAAAUAGUUGAUUCUGAUGUUCAUUGUGCUGUAGCACGAUUUUGUGCCUAAACCCGUUUCAAGAAAAGAUACUGGGAAUUGUAUAUUGCAAAUGUGGACUAGUGAUAUAGCAGUGUAUUAGAUUAUAAUCUAUAUAUAAUUAAACAAAGAUAAGAAACUCUAUCAGAUCUGUUCAGAUUGAAAUCGUACAAAGAUGGAUCGGGCGCUGUUUACAACCAUCGCGUUAUAUCUGCUAGUGUCGUAUACAAUUGGUAGUUCAGUUCUAGUGGCCGAUUACCGAAUGACCAGAAUGGUGGAAUUGAGUAGCCGGGCGCCGUAUUGCAAAAUUCAUUCCGACCGAGGCGACAUUCAGCGUAUGUUGCUGGCCUUUGACGCGACGAAGGUGCGACAAGUGCCCCGCGAGUCGGUGAUUGCCCUCGAGGAGGUGUGCAACGAAGCAAGCGGAAUCUCGGGUGAACUGCAGGGUGGUCUCGGUUUCAUCUAUCCGGGGACGAAAUGGUGUGGCCCAGGAAGCAUAGCUGCCAAUUACACGGAUGUGGGCCGAUAUGCCGAUGAGGACCGAUGCUGCCGCGAGCAUGACAUGUGUCCGAACAUUCUCGUGCCGGGGGAGUGUCGGCGGGGCCUGUGCAAUCGGGGUGCCUUCACGCGAUCACACUGCGACUGUGAUGCAAGGUUCAGAAGAUGUUUACAAAAUCUUAACACCGAAAUCGCCAACACAUUGGGUGCUGUCUUUUUUAACGUGAUACAGGUGACUUGCUUUGGCGAACGGCGCCCGUGUUCGAUUUGGCAAAGUAAUGAAAUCCAACAGCCGGAUUCCUGUCCACUGCAGUUCUAUGGAUCUAACCAGUAUGUGUUGCCGGCGCUGCGUAAUCAAGAAUCCCAAAUCAAACGAUCAUUUGACAAAUAUUCGUAUAGAACUCUAAAUAAGCGACAAUUGAGACACGACUCGUUGAAUUUGAUUUCCAAAAACUUGGUUAAGGACAUGUUUAUUCGCCCGUUAAAUGGUUUUAUUAAGUAUUAUAUUGUCACCAAGUCAGUUAUAUACGGUUGAAAGAAAAUAAUUUCUUUUUAAAAUAUCGUUCAUAUAUAGUUGAAAGAAAAUGAUUUCUUUUCAAAUCAUUCAUUA